Molecule: messenger RNA, 759 nt
Organism: Debaryomyces hansenii CBS767
Lineage: Eukaryota; Fungi; Ascomycota; Pichiomycetes; Serinales; Debaryomycetaceae
Product: ubiquinone biosynthesis protein
Exons: 1
Coding region: 1-759 (252 amino acids)
Biological process (GO): ubiquinone biosynthetic process
Cellular component (GO): mitochondrial inner membrane
Molecular function (GO): lipid binding
Source: RefSeq, a predicted model, not a curated record
AUGUUCAAAUUCAUAAUAAGACCUGCGGGAAAACCGUCAUAUAUGGCCAGACGGGCGUACCAUUCAAUAGAUCAUCCAAGCUCAAAUAUAAUCGUUAAUCCUAAAUCGAUGGAAUCAAUAAUAUUGACGAAAUCGCUUACAUACCUUCCAAAAUUCGGAUUUGAUUCGUUAUGUAUAACUCAGGCAAUCCGGGACUUGAAGUACCCAGAUUCGUUACAGUCAGCCAUAUCCAGUUCUCCUUCAGGAAAUUCGUUAGAAUUCCAAUUAAUGUUACACUGGCUUAAAAUUCAGAGACAAAACUUACAGGACCAUGUCUUAGAUCCGAAGAGUGAGUUUAAUUCUAUAAAUGAUGAGUACGAACGAGUCAUCUAUUUAAUCAAUAAAAGGUUAGAAUAUAACCAGCCUAUUAUAAACAAGUUAUCAACAGGUUUAUCGCAGUUGAUUGCACCUUAUAAUAUGAAUCAAUCUUUAGACGAAUUGCACAAUUUGAGUGACGACAUUGCAUUUUAUGCGGGCGAUACUUCUAAUGACUUUGCCUGGUACUCUAAAAGAUUAGGGUUCUCGUCGAUUUAUGUUAGUUCUGAGGUUUUCAUGUUGCAAGAUACAAGUAAAGAUUUCCAUCAUACUAGAAAGUUUGUUGAAGAUAAGGUACAAGCGUUCAGCAACUUAGGUGGGGCUUAUAAUGAUGUUGAGCAAUGGGGAACAUUUAAUGCUAUCAGCUUGGUGAAUUUGAUCAAGACUCAAUUAGCUAGAGGUUAA